This is a messenger RNA of Hepatospora eriocheir, 972 nucleotides long. Lineage: Eukaryota; Fungi; Microsporidia; Hepatosporidae. The record is from the annotation of a GenBank genome assembly.
AUGGAGCUGUUUACCAAAAUAAUUAGAGAAGCUUUAAAGCAAUUUUACAAUAUAUUUUUUAUUGAAUCAACAUUUAUAACAAUAAUUGUUAAUAACAUAUCUAAUAUUUUUAUAAAAGAUAAGAAAAUAGAAUUGUUUAAGAUAGUUUACUUUCUUAUGAUUGUGGUUUUGUUAUUUUGUAUUAUAAUUAGAUUAUUUGCUUCUGAUUAUCACAUACAAAGUAUUACUAGAACAAUAACAGGUGGAUUUUUAAUCUAUGAAUUAUUAAUUUCAAUUAAAUUUAUACUGUCAUUUGAAUCUUUAAAUAAAGAUUAUACAGAGCAAGGAAAUGAACCUUUUGUUGAUAACUUUAUAAAUUUUUUAAAAAUAGAUUUUGCAAAAAGUGAAGGAUACUUGUAUGCAAUUACAUUUUUAAAUGAGUAUUUAGAAAAUUAUUUAGUUGAUUGUUUGAUAUUAUUUUAUAGUUUAAAUUUUGUAGAAUUUUUAAUCUACAUAAUAAUUUAUGUAUUUUCUAACAGGUUAAUAAGCAUUGAUAAGAGUUUGGUAUUUUUAGUUCUAGCAAUUAUGAGUUUUAAAACAUGUUUCAAGUCUUUUUUUGAUGAUAAAGAUAUGUUUGUAUAUUUUAAAAUAACUAUGCUUGAUAUUUUUUAUUUAAUAACUUAUACUGUCUUAUUCUUUCUAUCCUCCUUUGUAAAGCAUGUUCGAGAUAUUUUAGUUAAUAUUAUUUUAUCUGUUUUCUAUAGUAUUAUUCUAAGUCUUUUUAUUUCAUCCAUUUAUUAUGAAGCAGAUGAUUUUUUUAACCGUUUAAAAUUACUUUUAUUAGAUGAAGAUGUUUUAGAAAAUGAGGAAGUUUUUACUAUUUCUAAAGAAAAAUUUAGCAUAGAAUUUAUAUUUAUGGGAUGUUUUAUAUUUUAUGUCAUUGCCAUAUUUCUUACUAAGAGAUUAUUUUGGAAGAAGAAAACUGUGAUAUGA